Messenger RNA from Linum tenue, 3561 nucleotides. NCBI's taxonomy places the organism in Eukaryota, Viridiplantae, Streptophyta, Magnoliopsida, Malpighiales, Linaceae. The record is from the annotation of a GenBank genome assembly.
CAUUAGACCACCAAAGAGUUGACAAAUAAGGAGAAAGAGAGUUGCCAGAUGGAGAAAUCCCUUCUGUUAAACAAUCUAAAAGCCAAUCUAUCAGCAUUAACUACCCAUUUCCCAACUCCUUUUGUAUUGGGGGGACACAUCUUCCUCUUCCCAAAGCCCCCAACUUCCUGAAGAAAGAAAUCCAUGACCCCAGAAAAAGGAAGGAGGAAAAAAUCCAGGUCUUUACCAUCAAUUCUGAUAGUCAAGUCAUUUUUUUGUAUCAAAUUCACCAAAGCUUACUUCUUCUUCUUAUAGGCCAUGGCCCUACCAUGUAGAAGAAAGUACACAGAACUGGCCCAACCUUAAAUUACCUGCCCUUCUUCCCUCAUUCAUAACCAAGUUUCUUUCUUUCUUUCUGGUUUCUCCCCAAGGAAAAACAUGCCUUUGUUCCAUUUCAUGGUAACUUUCAUCUUCUUCUGUUUCAUUCUCAUGAUUGGUUUUGCUGCUUCUUGGUGCCCACUUGACUACCUCCAACACCAACAAAGCAAUCAGCAACAGCAGCAGAAGUUUCAGCAGAUGAGUGAUGUGUUCUGGCAAUUCAAUGAAGAUUCCAACACCUGGGUUGAGCUGAAACUCCCCUUUGAUCUGCUCUCCUGUGUUGAUGAUAACUGUACCAAAGUGGGUUCCAUUGGUGGUGGGGUGUCAUCAUCAAAAGGAGAAGGAGAAGGUAAGCUGUUGGAAGGAGACCAGGUUCUCAGCAGCUUGAAGGAGAGCAAUCAUAAAGAGAUGGAACAUGGUGAAUUGCCUCUCCCACAAAGGAAGAGAAUUUCGUUGACCAAGAUGUCUGACAAUUCCAUUUGGGUCACUGGGGAAAGUGGGUCUAUCUAUGAGAGGUUCUGGAAUGGAGUUCAGUGGGUGAUUGCUCCACACGAUCUUCCCUUAUCAGCUGGCCAUGCAAUUGGUGUUUUCAUUGUUAAUCAGACCAUUCUUGCCCUUUCAGAAUCAGGAGUCUUGUACCAGUCUUACCUUUCUGUUCAGAUGCAACUUACUGAGAUUGCACAGCCAAUUUGGGUGGAGCUCAAUCCUUCCAUUGACGGGGAGCUAAGUUCCAGAGUCAUAAUCAAGUCUGGUGUUGUUUCCAAUGACAGGGUGAAAGUUUAUUUCUGCACAAAGAGUGGGUCAUUGCUGGAGCUGAGUGAGGUUGAGCCUCCAAGAUGGGUCCAUCAUGGAAAACCUCCAGGUGGAAAUGUUGCAGCAAUAGCUGAUGCAGCCACUGUGAAAUCAGAUGUCCUAUACACUAUAAGUUCAACAGGUGAUCUGUAUGAAUAUGAUGGGAUGUCAAAACCAUCAUGGAAGAAGCACAUAUGGGGCGAAGGAACGAUGUCAGAGACUUCUCUGCUGCCAGCAAUGGGCUAUUCCUUACAUGGAAUGACUGGAGAUAGCUCAGUAUCUCUCUUUCUCUUAACCAAGACAGGGAACUUGGUGGAGAGAAGAUUGCACCAGAGAAGAUGGAGAUGGAUAACUCAUGAAAGUCCCAGUGACCAUCAUCACUUCUUGACAUCCAUUACACAAGCUCAGCAGGAUGAAUCAAAUGACAAGUUCUUCUCCUUGUUCUUAACCACAUCCACCGGAUCAGUCCUCGAAUAUCGAAUGUCAAAAAGUUCAGGUGAAGGCACUAAUGCUCAUGAGAGCAAACAGUGGCUAAACCAUAUGCAUCCUGAGCAAGCAAAAGCUGCAAGAGGAAUUGCAGGACUCCAGCUCCAACUGGGAAGAAUCCUCUUCCCACUAGACGAUGGAAGGCUCGCCGAGCUACAUCCCCCUGGACUUGGAGGAGAGGCCACUGGUCCAAACUACCAAGUCAGCAACCGACGAAAGCCAACAUCUAACAUCAGAUACCAAUGGUCAACCUUAGACUCCCCAGAGACUGAAGGUUGGAACUUGGAGUACUGCAGAGAAGAGAGAGGACCACUAAACUGCAUCAUGGGGAUGAAAGAUGAUCAAAACAACAAUGAAGUCAAAACCACCACAAGGUCAACGGUUAGGAGGCGAAAACAACAGGACUACUUAAUAUCAGCAGGCCAUUCUUCAGUCAAGUCACCACCAUCAUCAUCAGAAGAACAUGCUGGUCUUUCAGACAAUUGGGUGAAUGCCAACUUUAGGCUGAGGGUUAUGCAUGGAGGGAGAUCAUUUUUCCUGAUAACAGAUGGUGGAUUUACAUUCGAGUAUCUGUACACCGAGAACGUGUGGCUGUGGUUGAGGCAUGACCAUCCAACUGCCAUGAGAGGAGCUCUGGGGAACUACAAUGGGAGCUUGUUCUUGGUUGAUACUUAUGGGAGCUUGCUUAUAAGGGAGAGGAGUGGGAAUGAUCUAGGAUGGAUUAACUGUACGGCGAUGAGAAAAGGGAAACAGGUGAAUGGAGGCCCUCCUUGGGAUGGGAUUCCUGGCAGAGCACUCAAAGUCACAGCAGAAGACUCAAUCUUCUUUGUUAGCAGGAAUGGAAGGUUGCUUCAGUUCACUGUAGCACUGAGGAAGUUCAGAUGGAAAGACUGCAGAACCCCACCAAACACCAAAGUAGCAACCAUAGUAGACCAGGAGCUGUUCAGGCACAACAUAGUCUUCAUCACAGGACAAAACGGCAGACUCUAUCAGUACAACAAAGUCACAGAACUCUGGCACGAGCAUUACCAAUCCCAGCACCUGACCCUCUCCAAAUUGCCAGGCACCCCAAUGAGAUCAACAUCGCCAUCAUCGUCCCUCGCAGGCUCUCUAUUCAUGGUUUCUGAUGAAGGUGGCCUGGUCGAGUACCAUUGGAACGUGGGGGACGGAUGGAGCUGGAUCGAACAUGGCACGCCACACAAAGGCGUCGCCUUUGCCACUUCGCCAAGCCCCUGCUUCCAUGGUGGACAAUUGCUGCUUGUGGGGUCGGAUGGGAAGGUGUAUGUGAGGUAUGUGGACGAGUUGAUGACGUGGCGGUGGAGAAAUUGUGGGUUUCCUUAUGUUGGUAAAGGGAAGGAGGAGGAGGAGGAUGAAGGAGGAGAAUUUGAAGUGUGCAUGGAUGAAAGUUUUGCCAAGGAGUUGGAGAAGGAUGAAGAAAGCUUGCAUGAACACAACCCACACUGUGAUCCCAAGGUGGCUUCUACGAGACCGAUCCCAUUCUCUGAAGACAGUGUGAUCUUUGAGCUGAGAGAUGGCAGGUUGGCAGAAAUGAGAAGGGUUGAAGGAGACAAAUGGGUUUGGUCUCGAACGAUUGGAACGCCGACGAGCUUGUGCAUCUCGAAUUACUGGACCGCCGUGGCAUCGUGAGAUAGACAUACACACUUACACACACAUAGCUAUAGUAACGAAAAUAGGACAUGAAAUGUGUACAAAGUUGACCCUAGAAGAGUGUUAUUGUAUAGUGAAGCUAAGCUAAGCUAAGAUAACAAAGCAAAUAAGAAUGUGGUCAAGGCUGGCAAUAUUCCUCCUGCCGCCUACUAAUAGUAAUGGGGAUUUUACUUAUGCAACCCUUCCCGGCCUAGUCAACAAGUUUUUGCAUUGACCGGAUAUGAGGAUUGCCCUAAAUCAAACUAGUUUUGAGUCCGG